UUAUCGUCACACGAAAAAGUAAUAUUUCAAUUUAAUUUUCAAAAACUAAAAUCGUAGUAGCAAGUUACGGUUUUCUUAAAACAAAGGCAAGCAGUAGCGGCAUACAGACAAAUUAUAUCCAAUUCAACUGACAGCUGUGAAAGCAAAAAGGGAAGUUCCCAAAAAUGGAUGCCCUACAUUUAAGUAAUUCACUAUCAUCCGUACAGGUUAUACCAAUUUUCAAUUACUUGAGCAUAAUUAGCGAUUUUCUAUUCCUCGAGAAUUAUCUACCAGAAGUAGAUCAGUACAAACCAAUUCCAGUCGUUAACGAACUCUAUCGUUAUUUCGAGGAGAAUCGUGCUAAUCAAAACAAGACAUUACUAUUAAUUCGAAAUAUGCUAAAUGGUACUGAUUUAUAUGGUGAGCAAGAAAAUGAAACACCUGACGAAACAUUCAUUACAAUAAUGUUUGACUACAUCAUCAGUUCACUUGUGUUUGCCAAAUACGGGAAUAUUUACGGUUUUCUAGCUUACAGUGUUCGUCAGGUAGAUAAUUUAAAAAUUGAUUCUGUCCUAGAGAGAAUAGAAGAAAAUCUUAAGAUUGAAAUAUACGAAAAUGAAUAUGGCGACAGUUCGAUGCUCACUCCGUUAUCGGUUUCUCGAAUAUUUAGGGAAAUAAUUUUACCUCUAUUGCCUCAACCGCUAUUUAAUAUGAAUGUACUGUCGUUUGAUUAUUUUUACGCACUAGCUGGAUCAACAUAUCUUCGACUUGGUAAAUUAAAUGAAACCUACUAUUCAAAUUUUAAUCAGUUUAAUUCACAGAAAACAAUUUAUCGAAUCUCUUUUAGCGACUACGUGUUAAUAGGAUUCAUAAUAGAAAGUUUUUACUCAGAAAAUGUUGAUCAUGUUGCUUUAAAAGCAUUUGCUCUUCCAGCAUUGUUCUACUAUGUUUCCAUUGCAAGCGAACUUUAUGACGAAGCAAUAACAAACGUGAUAUUUAAUCCUCAACAUUGGAAGAAGGCGUACAGUGUUUUUUUCGAUUAUCUCAAAAGUACUUCCAACGAAAUUAAAACUCAAUUACAAAAUGAUUACACCUACAAGAUUCAUCGAGCCUUUUCGAAUUUUUUAAGUCGGGCAAAAUAUGCGAAAUUAGUUUUGGAUUAUCAAUGCAGACAUUCAAACGAUUAUCAACGAGAGUCAAAAAUCGAUAUUUAUAUCGAUAAUGCCGAUCAUUAUAAAUGUAGAGGUGGUGAUUUUCUGCCAAACAUAAACGAUUGGUUCAUGGAUCAAAUUGAUGCCUUUGGUGAACUAUACAAAAAAUACGAUUACGGAAUGAUGCAGGAAAUAUUUAACGAAUCAUCAAUAGAUCUUAGGGACAUUGCAGUAAAUUUGAUAGUAACUAAUGACAAAGUGGAAAAUGAGGAUUUUAGCACAUCGCAACAUUUAUCGUACGAUUUACUUGAAUUUCAUAACAUGAUUGCCAAUACUAUCGAGUAUUAUGCUAUUGUGCGGGAAAAUUACACCGUAAAGCUAGUUAAAGAAUCCGAUGAUCAGGAAUAUUUCCAACAAUUAAUCGGUCCUUCCAAAAAUAGUUUUAUACACUCAUCGGAACGUAUUCUCCUAAAAGAUACCUACGAAAGUCCGGAAACAUUAUGCCAAGUAAUAACAAAUUACAAAAAACAACGUUUUCUAUCCUACUUGAAUUAUUCUGACAAUAGUCCUGAAAAAAGUAAAUGGUGGAGAGAAUUCGGUUUCUCCUUUGUGCCCCUCUAUCCAUGUGUUUCGGACAUCAAUCACUAUGGCGAAUUGUCAACAAAAUUAUGCGAAAAGGAAAAUAUCAAAUUUCUGAAUAAAUAUCCCGAAGUAAUGUCAACAGAUCUCAUAAGCAAUUCUACACAAAUUAUGCUAUCUUCAUUUGGUACAAGUAUUAAAUCUGUAUUUUUAAAGGAAUACCUACACAACAGUGUUAUAUCACAAAAAGCAUUAAAAUAUAAACCAGGUUUAAAAUUUCAAGAACCAACCGAUGAAUUUUAUGAAAACUUAUCAUUGCAACUAGAAGAACCAAAGUACGAGAUUUUGUGGUUUACCGAAGAUAAAAUAAGAUUUAUGAUAGAAAUUUUGAAUUACUCGAGUGUGGAAAUUAAGAAAACUUUUAAGUACGCCAAGAAUGCUCUCUAUAAAUUAUUACUAAUAAAAGGCACGUUUAUUAUCAAUUUAAAUAAUCGUGAUUCUAAUUAUAAAUUAAAUGAAUCCGUGUUUAUCAAAAGCUGGAAUGGUGUCACCGGUUAUGGAUACAAAUUUACACUUGCAGAUGAUUUCGACAAUCAGACUUCAUUAGCGUCGUUAAUAACUGGUUACGAAUUCAAUAAGACAACCAUUUAUGAUUUAAUUCUUCAUAAAUCGUUAUUUAUUAAAAUUAACCUUAAAUUCAAAAAUAGGAGGAUUAAAUGUAGCGCUACUGAAAUAAUAUGUAAAAACACUGAGCAAUCAUCAAAUUCGAUUCAAAUUUCAUUUAAAGAUAUCUUGAGUUACUACCACAAUGACGAUAAAUGUAUCACUGUUGAGUAUUUGCAAAAAUCGAUAAAUUCUAGUGUUUGCUUAAGACACAAAAAUUACAUUCAAAAGUUGCACGAUGAAGAUACAAUAUUAAAAGAUGUAUUAAAAAAUACAAAUAAAGAUCCUUUACUUGAAGAUGAAGUACGUUCAAGAUUGCAAUGGUACACAUUUCCAAAUAAAACGGCAUCAGUAUAUUUUCUCACCAAUUGGAUAAAAGAUAGACAGUUUGCAAAUUCAGUAUGGAGUCAAGACAAUAUUAUUGAUACAUCGGGUGUUUUGUAUGUUCUACUUUAUAAUAUAACUUUGGAUAACAGAUUUAUGACGAAAUCGGUAGCGAAAUCCAAAAUCCAUUCCCGUUACACUUAUAGAGAACGAUCCAAAAUUGAAGAAGAAAAGUCAGUAGAAAGUUUACUUAGAGAAUAUGAAGUUCGAAGAGGUUACUACUCUGCUUCAUUUGAAGAUUACUAUGCUAUUAGAAAUUUCAUCACAACCGGAUACGAGAGAAUAAUGAGCGAUACCCAUGAGGCAAAAUUAAUGAAACUUGCUUUAUACAGAUUAGCACUAAGACAAUCAAUUGAUUUUGAUGAAAAGUACGAUUUGAAAUUGUACAUUUUUCAAUCAGUAAGUGAAGAUAUUUUUCGGAAGAAAUUCAUGAAGGGCAAUUCUGAGAUCGCGGAUUUGCGUAAAAAUUUUACAUUGCAAAAGUUUUUACUUACAGUAGAAAGUGAAGAAAUUGCACUGAGAUUUACUAAAAGCCCAUCAGUUGGAUUUAGAAACGUUUUGUAUGAGAUAAAUUUUUCCAGUUUCUAUUUGAGAGGAGUAGUCAAUGUUGAUGUUAAAAUGAACUUCAGAGAGAAGAGAAUUAUUAUUUUACCUGGUAAUAAAUUUCAUCUUGAGAAUAUUUUGCCAGUACCGACUGUAAAAAUAGGUACAUAUUUUAAAGUUGUGUUAACUUCUACAUCCGAAGGUAUUAGUAAGUAUAAACAGUUUAAAAAUGUUUUGAGAGAAAUGUCAGAAAUCGUCCCUUUGACAUUGUGAAUAAUCGUUAAAUUAAAAUUAAAACUCUGAAGCGGGAUUUUGUCACGCACAACAUUUUAUUAUUUUAUUCUGUAAAUUGUAAAUUUUCGGGAAUUAUUCAAUAAAGCUGGAAUCCUGUUUAGAUUUCUAAAAUUGUCAAAUAUUGAAAUCUUGAGUUAAUUAUUAAAUAAUAAUAAACGUAAAUAAAUUGUAAUUUAUGUAAAGUAAAUUAUUUAAUUGUCUUCUUAAAACUA
This is a messenger RNA of Leptopilina heterotoma, 3805 nucleotides long. RefSeq lists its product as uncharacterized. NCBI's taxonomy places the organism in Eukaryota, Metazoa, Arthropoda, Insecta, Hymenoptera, Figitidae. The record is from RefSeq and is a predicted model, not a curated record. The transcript is spliced from 2 exons. The coding region runs from base 165 to 3572 and encodes 1135 amino acids.